CUCACAGUUAUUUUUUUUUUGAUUUCUAUCUAAACGAGGCGAGCAAACAUUUCUAUCUAUUAAAAGGAGACGGGGGACCCGGAGGAGUCAUCUCACUUCACAUUCAGUCCAACAGCAUAAAACGUUCACCGUGAUUGUGUCACUACCUGGCGGAAGUCAGAAUCUAUUGUUUUUUUCCAGAGCUGCUGCACCGAGAACAUGACGACGAUGGAAUUCGCAGCAGGAAAGGGCUUGAGGAAGAGCCGUUCGUGCAGCACCGGGAGCAUAGCAAGGUCCUUCAAAGUCGUCUUUUCUCUCCUCCUCAAGGGUUUACUAAUGGUUUCCGAGCUGCAUCAUGUGAUGGUACGCCGAGCGAAGGCGUUGGUGCCGACUCAGAAUAAGCAGGAUGAUCUUCAGGAAAACAUGGCGAGUUCGAAAAGUACUCGACAGCAGCACGAUCGCUUUUCUCUGCGUCCGCGGUGGAUGAAGACGCGCGGAAAUCUUCGGGUUCUGCCGCACGAGGACACCAGCGCAAAUUAUAACCAACCGCAGCAGCAGCCAAUUUUUGUAGGUGUACUACAGGACGACGACGAGCGGUCAUCUUCUCCACAGAACAACCCCAAGAACAUGCGGCAGGUGCCGCUAGAUCCUCUGCCUCCGGCCGUCUCGAGGACCUCCAAUUUUCUGCAGGCCGCGAAGCUGAAGCUGCGUAGUACUCUAUUUGUCAACGUGUUUUACUACAUUGCGAACCCGAAGGAAACUGACCAGACGUCGCGCCUCUUGCCUGUGUUUCCGCUCCUCGUGGAAACCUGGUUGGUUCAUUUCCGUGCAACAUCAUCUACGACCUUUAUUGGAAAGAACACUGUAAUCAAUAUCGAGCCCCGUUUGACACUGGUGACGGAUGAAAACGUCCGCUCGUUUCUCCCCGACAUGCCCGCGGAAUUCGACCGGCUUCCGGACCCGCACAGCAAGUCCGACCUGAUUCGCUAUGGCCUGCUCUACACCCACGGGGGGAUCUACCUUGGCACGGAUUUCGUCUUUCAGCGCGACGUGCAUCCGAACAUUUUGCGGUCGCUUGCGCGCGGGGGCUCCUCAGCCGAAGAGGAAAGAAGGGCGAACAAUGCUGAUGGUGAAGAUCGUGGUGCGACAGAUGUGAAGAACAGUACUGAACAUAUUCCCAGCAUUGAGCUAUUUUCGUACGAGAAUGACAGGCAGAACUGCCGGGGUGGAGCAUCUUCAACUACAACUUCUGAGAACGAGUCGCAGAUGAAUCAUGAAACCGUUGUGUAUCGUCAAUUGGCCAGCACAGUCUCCUAUUCGAUGUUUCGCCACCCACUCUGUUUUGCGCAGCAGCGGCGUUGGCUGCGGGGCUCCCCAGUGUAUCUCUCUUUCGCAUUACCUUUUUGGCGCCCCGAACGAUUCUCGGGCGGGCUAGGCAUCUUUGGUAUUGGACGGGUCGGACCUAGCUCUGUCCGGCGCGAUGGAUAGCGCAGGUAGCUGUAGGUAGCAGGAUUGGGGCCCUGGGGUGGGAUGGGCAAUUGCUUGGCUUCCGCAAUCGCUGCGCGUAUUAGACGUCCGUGCGUGGAUUUUCGUACUUCCACUACUACUUCUACUACUCUGUCUCGGACUGCGAAGUUACCUGGCGGGCUCUGGUAUAGAGGGCAAACCGACUCCGGGCGGAAGGAUUGCGUUUUUUUCUAUUGCCGCCACUGUGGAGGUAUGCGCUCGUUUCGCGCUGGCCUGGGCGGCGGCCUGGUUGGUAUGGAUUCCAGUUUUGGGCUACGUCCUAUUCCUUUCGAUUCUUUCGAGGAUGCGCUCCGGCGCACAGCUUCCGGCAUGGACUUUUUCUGUAUCGUAGACGCCUUCCUUCCGGACCUUGGGUUGCUGGGAUCUCAUGCUUGCGAGCUUGAGGAUGGGUUGCUUCUUUCACCGGCUGCUAGCAAUGCGCGUCAAGGCCGCUCUGCUUGCAUUUUUCCCUUGGCUCUCUCACUUUGGAGCGGUUCGGGAGCAAGUUGGUGGUGACAGGGAGGGCUACAGGACGGGAGCGGGAGCAGCUCCUUCCGCUAUUUAUUAUCGGGGGGCACCAGGUACGACCCAGCGUGACACCGACUUAGCGCCAGAGGCAGCGCUAGGGUAGGGAGUCUGGGCAGUUUUUCUGGUCUCCGAGACUUUACUCGUCUGAGGUUUUCGGCUCGGCAGUGGCGUUUUUGCGGCUGGUCUAUUUGGUCAAGCAGGGUCUUUGUCAUCUUGUCUGCGCGGUUCGGGGUGUUUUCGUACAUAGGAGGCAUGAGCGGCUACGGCCUCCGGGGGUGCGGG
Molecule: messenger RNA, 2295 nt
Organism: Amoebophrya sp. A120
Lineage: Eukaryota; Dinophyceae; Syndiniales; Amoebophryaceae
Source: the annotation of a GenBank genome assembly